This is a messenger RNA of Encephalitozoon hellem ATCC 50504, 693 nucleotides long. RefSeq lists its product as uncharacterized. Lineage: Eukaryota; Fungi; Microsporidia; Unikaryonidae. Gene Ontology annotation, biological process: retrograde vesicle-mediated transport, Golgi to endoplasmic reticulum. Gene Ontology annotation, cellular component: endoplasmic reticulum; SNARE complex. Bases 1 to 693 code for a protein of 230 amino acids. The transcript has a single exon. The record is from RefSeq and is a predicted model, not a curated record.
AUGAACAGAACAACAGAGUACCUAAAGCAUAUAGAUGGAAAAACACAAACUCCAUAUGUUCCAGAGAGCGAGAGCUUCUACGACACCAUCAACUCGAGGAUAGAAAAGAUAGAGGCACAGCUGGGAAGGACCCCGUCAUACAGAGAAAUACUCAAGAUCGAGGAGGAGUUUAACACCCUAUCUCUCGAAAGCCAACAAACAUUGGACAUGGUUUCUGUGGAAGGCACCAAUGACCUUAUACUCCAUUUCGAGGGAGUCAAGAAGAUCAUCCUGAUGAAGCUGCAAGGUGUCGAGAGAAGACUCAGAGCUCUCAAGGACUCGAAAAUAGGGAUGAACAUUGACCUUGAGCCCGAGAGGCCACAUGUGUUCAGAAAUGUCGAAGAGGUACAGAUGAUGGAAGAAGAAAACAAGAAGCUUGUUGAAGGAUACAACAUUGAAGGAUACAGAUUGACUAGAAGAAGGCUUCUUGAGGUGGAAGCCCUUCAGGAUACAAUCUUCCAGCACCUGGUUCUUCAAGACGAGAGAAUAGACAGCAUAGUAGAUCUUACGUCUAAAGCAGGAAAGUACGUUUCAGGAAGCAGCAAGGCGUUGGGAAGAAUUGGAGACUCGGGAAGAUUUCUUCGUAGGUUUCUGUUUAUUCUAUUACUUUGCCUGUCGUUUGUUCUAUUGUUUCUCCACUACUACUACAAGUAG